Molecule: messenger RNA, 1020 nt
Organism: Nicotiana tabacum (common tobacco)
Lineage: Eukaryota; Viridiplantae; Streptophyta; Magnoliopsida; Solanales; Solanaceae
Product: ASI1-immunoprecipitated protein 1-like
Molecular function (GO): RNA binding
Source: RefSeq, a predicted model, not a curated record
AAAAAACUGAAGACUCUGUGGAGACUCAUUGGGGCUGCUCCAAUUUCCUUCUUUCCAAGUUCCAACUGGUGCUGGCGAAUUGCUUGUAUUUUUUUGGGAAAUUCAAUUUCUACUUCUCAUGGAAGCUUUAAUGGAAGAGUGUGCUUCCUUUGAGGAUAAAGUGAAACGUACCAUAUAUAUUGACAACCUUUCGCCUUUAGCCAAGGAGUCUGUGCUUAAAGCUGCACUUGAUCAAUUCGGGAAUGUCAUUCAAGUUGAGUUUAUAAGAAGCUACCUUGAGAUGAAAGGCAUGGCGUGUGCUGCUUUAGUAGAGAUGCAGAGUGCAAAAGAGGCAAAAACAAUAAUUUCUGAGAUACGCAAUUCCCCAUUCAUGAUCUCGGGCAUGCCAAGGCCUGUUAGGGCAUGUUCUGCUGUAGCAGAGAUGUUUGAUGACCGUCCAAGGAAACCUGGUAGGAAGAUAGUGUGUCGUUGGUUGAAAACCAGUGAUCCUGAUUUUGAAGUGGCCAUGAAGAUGAAGCUUAUUGUUAGGAAGCAUGCAAAAGAGGUCAACUUUCUGCUGAAGCGUCAAUUGGAGGAGGAAGAAGAACUGGCGAAAGAGCAGUCAGAGUCACUGAAUAUAAUCUAUAGUAAGUUUGAACUCAUAGAAGAUGUCACUAAAAGUGGAACUGCUACUCGAUUGGCGAAGCAUUAUAAAAUGCGUAUUGCAGAUGUUGACCGUUAAUCAACAUCCUCAUCCAACAUUUUGCACAGGAAACUUGUAGAGAUAUAAAGAUUCAACUGUUAGACGAACGAUAUAUUUUGCUUUUUGUAGAGGACUUUUUUCCGGGCCAGUGGAAGAGCUUAGUAUAUAUUACCUAUUCAUGUGCUCUUGAAUUGUAAUUGUUGGUCUGGAAGGCAUGUGAACCUGCAGUCAGUUAGCUUUUAGCUAAAUAGAAUGUUUUUUUCUUAUUUUUGGUGGAAGGCCGAAGAAGCUAGUUGUAAGCAAUGCAAAUCUGAUGUGUCAUAGCAAAAUAAAUUACG